Cyphellophora europaea CBS 101466 is the source of this 1974-nucleotide messenger RNA. RefSeq lists its product as uncharacterized. Gene Ontology annotation, biological process: intracellular protein transport; vesicle-mediated transport. NCBI's taxonomy places the organism in Eukaryota, Fungi, Ascomycota, Eurotiomycetes, Chaetothyriales, Cyphellophoraceae. Gene Ontology annotation, cellular component: CORVET complex; fungal-type vacuole. The transcript has 3 exons. Bases 1 to 1974 code for a protein of 657 amino acids. The record is from RefSeq and is a predicted model, not a curated record.
AUGGUUCCGAAUAUCGUUCGGGAAGCCGAUCAUAUCCGGGAAAAGGCGAAGAAAGAUCUGCUUGGUCUCCUUGAAGGCGUUAGGGGAAAGAAGAACCUUGUCCUCAGCAAGAGCCUCACCGGGCCGUUGGGUCUAUUUGUUGGGUUCGCGACACUCAAGGAUUAUGGCGUGGAUAAGGUGUUCGAACUUGAGAACGAUAAUACGGAUUCUUCUCAGCGGAACAUCGUCUACCUGGUCCAUGGCGAGAAAGCUGGCCCUGUUCAAGCUGUCGCUGAGCAGAUCAAACGCUUACCGCGGAAUGAACACGAAAUCCACAUCUUCUGGGUACCCCGACGCACGUUGGUCUCUAACAAGAUUUUGGAGGAUGAGAACGUGCUUGGCGACGUGAACGUCGCUGAGCUAUCGCUCUUCUUCCUCCCUCUCGAGAAUGAUUUGUUGUCCCUGGAGAUCGAAGACGCCUUCAAUGAUCUCUACUGGCGACAUGAUCCGACCUCGAUUUUCCUGGCGUCAAAAGCGCUUAUGCAGAUUCAACAGCGGCACGGGUUAUUCCCACGGAUGCUUGGAAAAGGUGACAACGCUCGCAGGCUAGCAUCGCUACUCCAGCGAGCUCGCAAGGAACUCGAUGCCGACGAGGCGGCCACGCAAUACACCAACAUGCCGAGCACGAGCAUUGAGAGCCUGAUCAUCAUCGACAGAGAUGUAGACAUGGCAACACCACUUCUCACACAGUUGACGUAUGAGGGCUUGAUAGAGGAGCUGAUCGGGAUCAAACAUAAUCAAGCCGAGAUCGAUUCAUCCAUUGCUGGAGCAGGGCCGCAGCAGAGAACCGCGGGGUCAUCCUCGACCGCGGCUCCAGCGCGUCAGUCGUUGAAGCGUAAGAUCAAGCUCGACAGUGCAGAUACAUUGUUUGGCCAGCUGCGAUCGGCCAAUUUUGCUCGAGUGGGACCAAUGCUCAAUCAAGUGGCUCGACGGUUGGAGUCUGAUUACGAGGGACGACACAACCGGAACAUUAACGAACUGAGAGACUUCGUCAAUAAGCUACCUGGACUUCAAUCUGAGCAUCAGUCCCUGGGCCUGCAUACCAAUCUCGCUGACGAUAUGAUCAAACACACCCGGUCUGACAUCUUCAACAAGGAACUUGAAGUGCAGCAAAGUCUCGUGGGCGGCGGAGAUCCGUCGUACCAGCAUGAUAAUAUCGAAGAGCUAAUUGCACGUGACGCACCCAUCGCCACUGUGCUGAGAUUGAUUUGCCUCGAAUCCACCAUAGCAGGCGGAUUGAAGCCUCGCGAUCUGGAGUCCUUUAAGCGCCAAGUUCUUCACGCCUACGGCUACCAACAUCUGCUCACGCUCAACGCACUGGAGAAGAUGGAGCUCUUGUUGCCGAGAUCAGGUGCCAACGCGCUCCUGCUGCCCGUAGGAGGCGCUCAGAAUGGUUCGGGCACUAAGACCAACUACACGUACCUACGGAAGGAGCUCCGACUGAUCAUCGAUGAAUACAACGAGAAUGAUCCCGACGACAUCGCCUUUGUCUAUUCCGGCUAUGCGCCAUUGAGCGUGCGCCUGGUUCAGUGCAUCUUACAGAAGCAGUAUCUGCAAACACUGCAUAAGUCACCCUUACCUCUCACUCCAUCAAGCACAGGCUGGACCGGGUUCGAAGACAUUCUCAAAUCAGUUAAAGGACCAACUUUCAACAUUCUACAACGUGCAACAGACGAGAAAGCAGGCAAGGCUAAAGCGUCCUUGACGGGAAGCGCCGGUUGGAAAACAAUCUUCGUCAUGUUCCUCGGCGGCAUCACCUUCACUGAGAUCGCCGCUCUUCGCUUCGUCAACAAGAAGCUCGAAGAAGCCGGUCAGCGCCGCAAGAUCAUGAUCUGCACCACCGGCAUCGUCAGUGGGCGGAGUAUCAUGGAGGGCGCAAUCGAGAAGUCAACCCUGGGCUCGGGCAUACAGCAGCCGGCACAGCCGCAGCAAUAA